This is a messenger RNA of Prunus avium (sweet cherry), 980 nucleotides long. RefSeq names its product large ribosomal subunit protein uL16. Gene Ontology annotation, cellular component: ribosome. Gene Ontology annotation, biological process: translation. The record is from RefSeq and is a predicted model, not a curated record. Lineage: Eukaryota; Viridiplantae; Streptophyta; Magnoliopsida; Rosales; Rosaceae. Gene Ontology annotation, molecular function: structural constituent of ribosome.
AAAUCACAAACGCCUCCCCUCAAUCUCCUACCCUCUUCAUUUCGAGAAUUGGGGUUUGGGCAGCCGAAAUCAGUCGCCAUGGGACGAAGGCCAGCCAGGUGCUAUCGCCAGAUCAAGAACAAACCCUACCCGAAAUCCCGUUUCUGCCGUGGUGUUCCGGACCCUAAGAUCCGAAUCUAUGAUGUGGGUAUGAAGAAGAAGGGCGUGGAUGAAUUUCCCUUCUGCAUCCACCUCGUUUCUUGGGAGAAAGAAAACGUUUCGAGUGAAGCUCUCGAGGCCGCUCGUAUCGCCUGCAACAAGUACAUGGCCAAGUUCGCCGGAAAGGACACCUUUCAUUUGCGAGUUAGGGUUCACCCCUUCCAUGUUCUCAGGAUCAACAAGAUGCUUUCUUGUGCCGGAGCCGAUAGGCUUCAGACUGGUAUGAGAGGUGCUUUUGGGAAGCCCUUGGGUACUUGCGCUAGGGUUGAUAUUGGUCAGGUGCUUCUCUCUGUUCGUUGCAAAGACAGCAACAAGAACCAUGCUCAUGAAGCUCUCCGCCGUGCCAAGUUCAAGUUCCCUGGUCGUCAAAAGAUCAUUGAGAGCAGGAAAUGGGGCUUUACCAAGUUCAGCCGAGCUGACUAUGUCAGGUUGAAGGCAGAGCAUCGUAUUGUUCCUGAUGGUGUCAAUGCCAAGCUUUUGGGAUGCCAUGGAUCUUUGGCUUUGCGCCGUCCUGGAGGAGCAUUCAUUGAUGCUGCUGUGAACUGAUUCAUGUUACACAACUUCCAUUAGAAAUUGUGUUAGCGAAAUCCAUACUACAUUUCUGUUUUGAUUUCUGUUGACUAGAUUAUGUACGUUUUUGGAAAUGUUUCCUGAAAGCUUUUGUUUAAGAUUUUAGAAUUUUGGGCAAACUUCUGUUGGAGUUGUGUAUUCGAUAUUUUUAUUAAAGUUUUUGGUUAUCGUUAAUGUUAUCAGAAUGCUGUUACUUUGCAUGAAUUGGCUUA